This is a messenger RNA of Solea senegalensis (Senegalese sole), 2092 nucleotides long. RefSeq names its product xylosylprotein beta 1,4-galactosyltransferase, polypeptide 7 (galactosyltransferase I) (gene b4galt7). The transcript has 6 exons. Gene Ontology annotation, molecular function: xylosylprotein 4-beta-galactosyltransferase activity. Bases 570 to 1544 code for a protein of 324 amino acids. Gene Ontology annotation, biological process: proteoglycan biosynthetic process; carbohydrate metabolic process. NCBI's taxonomy places the organism in Eukaryota, Metazoa, Chordata, Actinopteri, Pleuronectiformes, Soleidae. The record is from RefSeq and is a predicted model, not a curated record.
UGUUCCCCCUCGGACUGUUCCUCGGGUUGUACCGUACUACAGUCGACUUGUGUUCGUGUUUUUUUCCUCCUCUUUAGUGUAAAACCGUCGUAAAUUGUUCCGGUGUCUUUAUUCCGGUUCUGUUGCGUUCGUGCGGGCUCGGGUAAGAACGGGCCGUCGGUGUCGGUCAAUAAAACGACGUAAAAGCCGAAGAUGUCGGAGUGUGAGCCCGGAGCGUCGGUGUGUGUGAACAGCUACAUGCUACGUGUACGGUAACGGUUAAUGCGAGGGGGCUGCAUGCUAAGCUAACACACGCCAAACCCCGUCCGAGUUUUCUGGUUUUAAACAUAAUUGUAUCGAGCAGAUGUUCCCAGGCUGCGGAACCGAACCGCUCUGUUCGGGGAUUAUUAGCCGAGAUUAACGGCGGCGCUCGGCUCGAUCUCUGACACCAUGGAGCUGUGAAAACCAGUGGGAUUAACCGCGGGGCUUCGUUUCUCAUGCCCCCGCUCAACAACAGCACCUCCGCGGCUGCGUCUCUGCUCGUGUGUCGGUGUUGUGGAUCGUAAAGAACCGAAGUGAAACCGGUAAAGAUGAUGUAUUCAUCGAGAAGAAAACCCGUGCUCUACUUCAAAGAGGAGCGGAGGUUCCUGUCUGGUAAAUGUACCGUCUACAAGCUCUUUGGACUCUGCAUGGUUCUGGUGCUGGUCUCGCUGCUGUGGCUGCAGCUCAGCUGUUCCGGGGACAUGAACGAGGACAGACGUCUGUCCCGGCAGCAGCAGCAGCAGCAGCAGCAGCAGGCUCCGCCCUGUCCCGCUGACGCUCAGGCGUCCUCGGUGGACGACCUCUCCUGGGGUCCUCACAAACUGGCGCUCAUCGUCCCGUUCAGAGAGCGCUUCGAGGAGCUGCUGGUGUUUGUUCCCUUCAUGCACACGUUCCUCAACAAGAAGAAGAUCCGCCACAAGAUCAUCGUCAUCAACCAGGUGGACCACUACAGGUUCAACCGCGCGUCUCUGAUAAACGUGGGUUACCAGGAGAGCGGCAACGACACCGACUACCUGGCGAUGCACGACGUGGACCUGCUGCCGCUCAACGACGCCCUGGAUUACGGUUUCCCCGAGGACGGGCCGUUCCACGUGGCCUCGCCCGAGCUGCACCCGCUCUACCACUACAAGACCUACGUGGGAGGGAUCCUGCUGCUCACCAAGAGGCACUACCACAUGUGUAACGGGAUGUCAAACAGGUUCUGGGGCUGGGGCCGAGAAGACGACGAGUUCUACAGGCGACUGAGGAAAGCCGAGCUGCAGCUGUUCAGACCGAGUGGAAUCACCACGGGAUAUAAAACCUUCCUGCACAUCCACGACCCGGCCUGGAGGAAACGAGACCAGAAGCGAGUCGCCGCUCAGAAACAGGAGCAGUUUAAAGUGGACCCAGAGGGGGGGCUGACCAACCUGCGGUACCAGGUGGAGUCCAGACAGGAAGUGAGCAUCAGCGGCGCUCCGUGCACCGUCAUCAACACCAAACUGGAGUGUGAGCAGGACCGGACGCCCUGGUGUCUGCUGGGUUAGACCGGAUUAUGUCUGGAUUAUGUUUGUGGAGCGAACCAAACGGCACAGAGGAGUGCACGGCUUACACCGUGAACUGUGAUGGUGGAUUAAGACCUUCAGAUUAUGAAUAAUCUGUCAGAACUGUUACAUCAGAGUCUGUUACAGUGGAGACAGAAACACUGGUACUGUGAACGCAAACUUUACCUUUUAUUAUUAUUAUUAUUAUUAUUAUUAUUAGUGUUUUAUUUUAAUCUGGGAUUGUGCAAAUGGAGCAGAGAUUAUGAGACGAAACACUGAAACAUCGCGGUUUUCUUUUUACUAAACUUUGGUUAUUUGUGAUGUUUUUAAAACGAAGAGAAAAGUUUUUUUGAUAUUUUUCCCUUUUUAUUUUCUCUUUUAUGUUGAAUUUGCCAAAGAAUGAGGAUUAUUAUUAAUCUGGUGAAGGCUGGUCAGAUUAUUCCUUCUGGUCCGACUCAGUUGUGUUAGAUUAUUGUAGUUCUCUGCUGUCGUCAUGUGCUGCUCACACUCGACUGUACGACGCUGUUUAUGACAUAAAUGUGACAACAACG